Messenger RNA from Penicillium robsamsonii, 2784 nucleotides. RefSeq lists its product as uncharacterized. The transcript is spliced from 9 exons. The coding region runs from base 1 to 2784 and encodes 927 amino acids. Gene Ontology annotation, biological process: DNA-templated transcription; positive regulation of transcription by RNA polymerase II. Gene Ontology annotation, molecular function: zinc ion binding; sequence-specific DNA binding; DNA-binding transcription factor activity, RNA polymerase II-specific. The record is from RefSeq and is a predicted model, not a curated record. NCBI's taxonomy places the organism in Eukaryota, Fungi, Ascomycota, Eurotiomycetes, Eurotiales, Aspergillaceae.
AUGACUUCAUCCCCUGUGGUUCUCAUCACCGCCGGCAGUGCAGGCCUGGGCGCAGUGGUGGCCAAAACCUUCGCGCAGGAAGGGUAUCGUGUGGUCGUCAACUAUAACUCCGAUUCUGAGCGAGCCGAGAGUUUAAUUGCCCAGCUAUCCAGCCAACAAGCGGGUCAGAGCGCUGGUGACCUGGACUCAGUCAGACACAUAGCUAUACGUGCCGACCUAGGUUCUCAGGCUGACAUUCAGCGUCUUGUGAAGGAGACCUAUGAUGCUAUGGGUCGCAUUGAUGUCCUCUUCUCCAACGGAGGAUGGUCAAGGUUUCGUGAUACGAUAUCCAUAGAUGAUAAUGUUCAUGAAGAGGACUGGGACCAAGCCUUCAAUAUCAACGUCAAGUCCCAUCUGUGGAUAUUACAUGCCGCAAAGCCUCACCUCGAGCAAGUUGAGGGAUCUUUCAUAACCACCUCUUCAAUCGCAGGGGUAAGGGGAAUGGGUAGCUCUUUGGUAAUAAUUCAAUCGCAUAUCCCCGGCUCCGGUAUACGUCGCCAACUAACAAUCUACCCUAAGGCCUAUGGUGUUACAAAAGCUGCUCAGUUACAUAUGGUCAAGGCCCUGGCCGGUAUGGUGGGCCCAAAGAUCCGUGUGAAUAGCGUUUCUCCGGGACUACUUCAGACAGACUGGGCAAAAAGGUUUACGGAUGAGCAAAAAGAGGCACAUCGACAACAGACUAAGCUGAAGCGGUUUGUUGAGCUCGAGGACGUGGCAGCACAGGUCCUCCUUCUCGCAAGCUCCUCCUAUUUCGAGAACCUCGGGUUCCACCCCAGCAAGGGCACGAGCUUCAUGCUCGCGCUGCCACAAAAGGAAGAAGAGGUGCGACAGAUUAUUACCCUCGUGCAAGAAUUGUGUUUCGGCGCGGGUGAGAUAUAUGUUCAGGGUCUGGAAGAAAAGCUUCGCCGCCUGGGGAGGGCUAUGAGUGCCAAAGAGCGUAACACACCCCAAGACGAGGAGGCUAUGCCGGUAUUAAACAACAAUAACCUCUAUGAUGACAUUGAAAUGCAAGAACCAGUGAUGGUAGAUCCACAAUGCAGCUCGCAAGGUGUUUCUGGAGGCAAUGUCGAAAGCGCAUCUACCGUUGCCGACAACGCCGAAGGUCUGAUACAAGGCUCUGCUGUGAACCCAUGGCCCGCACCAGAGCAGACCUCAACCUUUGGUCAGCAAUUGACAGCGCUCUCUCUAGAGGCUACUGCGGAACGGCACUUGGGAUCGACCACGGGACUCUCCUUCGCAAACUUGACCCAGAAGAUCCUACGUCGUUUGACGCCAGAUAAGGCGGACUUUGUAUUCAAUAGCCAUCAAGAAACCACUACAGGGAUUGAUAACUUGGACUUCAGUUCUCCUUCAGACCCCUUCAACGACUCGUUCUUCCAAAACCUGAGUGAGUCCAUCUCCACCCAUCCGCUUCUGUUUGGUGACCUCUUCUUCGCCGACUUGGCUGGGUCUGGUGCCACGCUUGAUCCUCUGGCCUGGCCAAAUGAUGAGACACAUGUGCGGCGGCUAGUGGACUUUUAUUUUGCUCACUCCCAUACCCUCUAUCCAAUCUUGAAGCGGUCCGAGGUUAUGGACACUCUUGAAAAGGUCUGUCAAAAUCCUCAGAACCUGGCCACACAAGCUCCCGUCGACGUUUUCAGAAUCUGGAUGGUCCUGGCCAUCGGUUCCACUGCCUACUCUUCUGUCACUCUGACUGAGGAAUCGGAAUCAAUGCUCUUUUACAACAACGCCAUGCAGUAUUCUGAGCAAGCCCUGGGAAGUGACGAAAUGUCUGCCUUGGAGGCCAUAAUGCUCCAGGUCUCUUUUUCCUUUUUCAAUCAACUAGGUCCUAACACCUGGUUUCUUGUUGGCACGGCUGCCCGUCUGGCCUUAGGAAUGGGGCUCCAUUCGGCCUCGUCAUAUCGCAGGUUUCCUCUUGAUGUGCAACAAAGACGCAAGCGGAUAUUUUUUUCAAUAUACAUGAUGGAUCGUGUUGUUUCCAUUACGUUGGGCCGACCGUUCGCAAUUCAUGACGACGAUAUAGAUGUAACGGCCUUUGAAAAUGCCGACGAAGAAUGCAUACACGCCGACUGUAUAAUCCCUCAAACCUCCCUCCAGCCCUCGCUGAUGGCUGUUCCGCUCCACAUUCUAUCUCUGCGGAGAAUUGCAGGCAAGAUUUCGCGGAAGGUCUACAGAAACGCCAAGGACGCAAGUUUGAGCUCGCAAGAACGCGAGGGAAUAAUAGCUUCGUUACACCAAGAACUCCUUGACUGGCGCCGGAGCAUGCCCUUCCCGCUCCCCGACGUCAACAACAACGUACCACAUCUCAACACAACCUGGUAUGACUUCAAUUACUAUACUCACCUCGCGAUGAUAUACAGACCAUCCCCAUUAUUCCCCGUUUCAGACUUGAAGCGGAUCAAAAUACUGGAGACGGCAGCGUCAAUGUCACUCCGCCAAGCAUUCAGCAUGCAUCAGCAACAACGAUUUGCCUACAACUGGUUGAAUUUCCUCGCUCUCUUCACAGCGACGCUAUCAUUAAUCUACGCAAUUACCGCCCAGCCUGAUGACCUUAGCGCCGUCCUGAGAAAUACACGAGCUAUCGCCGAUCUCGACCUCGCAACACAGCUUUUCGAGAUCCUCGGACUCAAGUUUGUGGAAGCCAAGAAGAUUCAAGGCAUGAUCGCUGAGAUAUCUCGGCGAUAUAAGGAGGUUCUUGCCUUGAAUAAUAUGGAGGCCAAUAUGAGCUAUCAUAGUGAAAUAUGA